AUGUCUGAAAUUUCUGUAGCAGCACAGGGUUUUGGGGACAAAAAACCCACCUCGUGGCUCCUGGAGGCUCAGCGCUGGCGCAACGAGAACUAUGAGAGGCCCGUGGACCUGGAGGGCUCUGGGGAUGAUGACCCUUUUGGGGAUGAUGAACUGGACGACGUCUACUCGGGCUCUGGCUCGGGGUAUUUCGAGCAGGAGUCAGGGCUGGAGACAGCAGGGAGCCUCACCACGGACACGUCUGUCACGCUCCCCACCACGGCAGCCACGCUGCCCGUCACCCCCGUGCAGCCCGUGGCAACCCCCUUGGGACCAUUCCCUGCUGAGGACACCACCCCUGGGCAGACAACCAGCACCUUGUAUAUCCCCAGGGUGACAGAGGCACCAGUGAUCCCCACUUGGAAAGCAACCACCACCACCACCACUGCCAGUGACUCCCCUACUACCACGACCACGACCACCACCACCACCACCACGGCCACCACCACUGCAGCCACCACUACCACCAGCACCACCGUGGUCACUGCCAAGCCCACAACCACCCGGAGGUUCCUGCCCCCUUUUGUCACCAAGGCAGCCACGACCCGGGCCACCACCUUGGAGACACCUACCACCUCCAUCCCUGACACCAGCACACCCACGGAGGUGGCCACCUCACCCCUUGUCCCCACCAGCACGGCCAAGCCCCGGACCCUGCCAAAACCAACCACCUCCAGGACUGCAGACCUCACAGAAAAAAGCCCUGCUUUGCCAGCCACUCUGCCGCCCACAGAAGCCCCCCAGAUGGAGCCUGGGGAGGUGACGACAGGCCUUGACAACGAGCUGGAGAUCCCGGUCAGCAGCGGCCCCAGCGGGGACUUUGAGAUCCGGGAGGAGGAAGAGACGACUCGUCCCGAGCUGGGGAACGAGGUGAUGGUUGUGGCGACGCCGCCGCCGCGGCCCGGGCUGGGCAGGGAGGCCAAGACGGGGCUGAUCGACAACACGAUAGACUCGGGGAACUCGGCUGCUCAGCUCCCCCAGAAGAACAUUCUGGAGAGGAAAGAAGUGUUGAUAGCGGUGAUCGUGGGCGGCGUGGUGGGAGCCCUGUUUGCUGCCUUCCUGGUCAUGCUGCUCAUCUACAGGAUGAAGAAGAAGGACGAGGGCAGUUACACGCUGGAGGAGCCCAAGCAAGCCAACGUGACCUACCAGAAGCCCGACAAGCAGGAGGAAUUUUACGCGUAG
Messenger RNA from Chaetura pelagica (chimney swift), 1218 nucleotides. It is a transcript of the gene SDC3, whose product is annotated as syndecan 3. Gene Ontology annotation, biological process: cell migration. Gene Ontology annotation, cellular component: membrane; cell surface. The transcript has 5 exons. The coding region runs from base 1 to 1218 and encodes 405 amino acids. The record is from RefSeq and is a predicted model, not a curated record. NCBI's taxonomy places the organism in Eukaryota, Metazoa, Chordata, Aves, Apodiformes, Apodidae.